AUGGAAUCGUUUCUUCAGUGGGACCCUGCUCAGGUGCUGUCGUACAUUAAGGGCCACAUUGGGCAAGACGUGAGCUCGCUUUUCAUCGACAAUAACAUUGACGGCCUGCUUCUUCCUUACAUCACCAGCGAGCACUUGCGAGAAUUGGGCAUUGAGCCGCUAGCAACGAGACUCAAAAUCAAGAAGGCCAUUCACCUGCUUAUUGCUGGCCAGCAGAAUUCCAAUCAUACCAGUCUGGGGACCCCAGGGGCUACUUCUACAGUGACUACUCCAGGGACCCUUUCCGUGUCCACGAACUUCAACAAUCAUACACCUACAGUAUCCUCGUUUGGGCUUCUCAAUAACCAGGUCUCACUUGAAGCAAUCACCCUAUGUCAGAUUCUAGUCCAGGAUGUUUUCAAGAAAACCACUCAGGCAAUGGCUGCAGCACCCCUUCUGACAACCCCUGGCUCGGCUGUACUGACCAGCGGCUCUCUUUUGGGAUCCGCUCUGACCUCUACAGACGAUAUUCGUAAACUCAAUGAGAAUUUCAUUAAGCUCAAAGCUGACUUGAACCCGGUGAUUCGUCUUAUAAAGGAUUCGAAGCCACUUCCUACGCCUACGCUAGAUCCUGGGAUUGCUAGUGCUCCUCUGCCCACGCUGCUGACAAACUCGAGGGACCAUGAGCAGCAAGAAUUAUCUGGCGAGCAUCCGCAGUUAGAGAAUCUUGUCCAUUCUUUAUCCGCCCAUUCUAUCAACACGAAUCUUCAGGACAAUAGCCACCAGCACCCUCCCAGCCCCACGCAGUCCAGACGCCUUUCCUCUGGUUCCGUUCUCUCGAUGGGCGUUGGCAAAAUCACUGACUUGAGCGGGAAGCUGAGUCUGUCACAUCGUUUGUUUAGUAAGGCUCGCUUAAUCGACUCUCGCCUGGCAGCAGGUAGCCCCAUGGAGGAUCGAUUACUGCCUCGAGAUGUGGAUGAAAUCAAAAGAAUUGAGGCGGUAAAGCCAAGAAGAAGCCUGUCUUCAGUCCUCAGUCCUACCUCCCACUACUUCCACGGUAAUCACUCGAGUCACCUCAAGCCCACGCCGGGCCUGAAUGUACUGACGCCUCUGGCACUGGCACUGGCACUGUCUCAAAGCACGCAACCGCUCAAACAGCUCAAGGCGUCUUCAGACGACACAUGUCUCAAGGUUCUCCAGCAGGCGAUGAAGAGACACCACAUCCCUCGAAACCACUGGAGCAAGUACGUGUUAGUGAUUUGCUACGGAGACAAGGAGAGAAUCUUGAAACUCACAGAAAAACCAGUGAUUGUGUUUAAAGAGCUACAAGAGCACGGUAAGAACCCAGCGAUAAUGCUCAGAGAGUUGGCGCCAGCUGAGCCCGACGGCAGUGACAAGUACGAGGAUUCCCGUAUUCAAGACGAGAUUCCUGGUGGAACGCUAUAG
Messenger RNA from Candidozyma auris, 1425 nucleotides. It is a transcript of the gene STE50, whose product is annotated as Ste50p. Gene Ontology annotation, biological process: signal transduction. NCBI's taxonomy places the organism in Eukaryota, Fungi, Ascomycota, Pichiomycetes, Serinales, Metschnikowiaceae. Gene Ontology annotation, molecular function: protein binding. The record is from RefSeq and is a predicted model, not a curated record. The transcript has a single exon. The coding region runs from base 1 to 1425 and encodes 474 amino acids.